Molecule: messenger RNA, 2491 nt
Organism: Candidula unifasciata
Lineage: Eukaryota; Metazoa; Mollusca; Gastropoda; Stylommatophora; Geomitridae
Source: the annotation of a GenBank genome assembly
AUGUUUUCUCCACGGACACCAGCGGCAAGAGGGAGACCUUCCCCGUACACACAUUCUCACUCUCGGAGUUUGAGAGUUUCUAGCACGACACCCCGACGAAAUUUAAGGAAUCAGACUAAUUUAGCAAGCCAUUCCUUCCAUGCUUCCCAGCUUGUUGAAGAAACGUCACAACACAGGAUAGAAGCCUUUGGAGCUCCUUUACCCGUUCUCAUUACGGAAGCCCUGAAUUUAUCAGAUAGAAGCACAACAGAGAUCACUGCAUGUAUAGACCCCUCAGGCUGGGCCUGGCUGGUGGGUGGUCGCAAGUUGUUUGUGUGGAGGUACAAGUCCUCUGGGGGAUCCAGGACAGUACAAUGUAAGGAGCUGAUGCUGCCACCCAGUGACCUGGCCCACAGUGCCGAAAGAGUCUGUGUGAUCCCCAGUGAGAAUGAUGGCCAGCCUGCAGCCUGUGUGGCUGUGUCUCCGGAAGGUAUUGUGAGGUACUGGCCCAAUAUUGCCUUCGAGUCAUCAACAGCUGAGAUCAGUGCUGAACUGAGAGGGGAAGAAUGUGCCAAGGUCAUCAAUUUUCAGCCUCAUGGAUGUCUUCUUGCAACAACCACCAGCUCAUUACUUCUACUGGAGCCUGUGGCAGGGCAGGUCAGCAUACACUGCAAGCCACUCAGGGCCUCCCAGGGCCUGUUUUCAGGCCUCAGCAAAAGAAUGUCAUCUUUCAUUUUCGGAGCCUCGCCGUUGCAGACAAAUGGAGCUCCUCUUCAGACAAUCCUGGCAGCUCCCGUAGAUGAAUAUGAUGAUGAUGAAGAGGAGGAAGACAGACGAUCCUUUUACGUCCUAUCUGGCAACAACCUGAGCAAAUGGCAGGUCCCCAGUAUAGGACCUGAGAAGCUUCUGUACCAAAUAGAUGCCGAGCGCAUGUUCCGUGAAUCAUUAGCCAGGAAAGUGUGGGAACAAGAUUCCAUCCAGUUGCCCCAGCUGAAGAUCUGGCUUCUUGAUCUUCAGCUCACCAGGGAGGGUGUUGUCAUGCUUGGAGCUGGAGUCAACCUGGAGGCGGCUCAGGUGGUUUAUUAUGCCUUAGCUUACUUUGAAACCUACGAUGAUGCACACCCAGUAAAUGUUAGUGAUCUCGUUCUGUUGGAUUAUACACAGAAAUACACAGAGGAAGCAGAAGAUCAUCUUAUUGAGUACAAGCUGCUGCUGCCAUCUGAAAAUUCCAAUGUGGUGUUUAUUUACAGUGCCAACUCUCUCCUUAUGCUUCAGGACAACACUGCAUUAGACAAGAUGGACUUCAAGACAGCAGGGGACUGUAUUCUGGGUGCAGGGAGAUCCGAUGGCAUGGCCGUGUUCUUUUCAAACAGCCAUGGUAUUUUUAGUGUAUCAUUGCCAGCCACGGAUGCCAGUGUCUUGGAUGAAUCAAACAAUCAGACACAUUUCUUGUCAAGGAAUGAGCUGUCAGGUAUGGUGGCCAAUAUGUCAAGGAUGUCAGAACUAACGGAAAGUGACGACAGCAAGACCAAGCUGAAGGCAGCAUUCAUAGCUUCAAUCAGUGGUGACCAGGGUGAGGCUCUCAGCUUAGUUGAAGAGCUGCUGCUGCUGGCUAGACACGAUGCAGAUGGCCAGGGUUCGGAGCUGGACACGGUUGUUGCUGAGGUCAGCAAGGAUCUCAUUGAUGACUACCCGAAUGCUGACCCUAGAUGGGCAGAGUCCAACCGACAAGAUUCUACAAGCAACACAGCAUCUGUUAUCAUUACCCAACAGCUGAAGGAUAAGGAAAAGGCCCAUGACUUCUUCGUUGGCUUCUUAAAGAAAUAUGGCUUGUGGGAAAAGCUGAGUGUGGUAGCCAUUAGAGAUUCAGUGAUGCCAACCCGACUUCUGCUGUGUGAGCACGUGGAGAAACUACAGGCUGCUCUGGCACUCCGAGAGUUGCAUGCUGAGCAUCACAAAAUUGUUGACACCUGCAUCAACAAGGCACUGAAGCAGAGGAAAGUGGUUGUCCCAGCUUCCCUUACCCCUCAAGACAUGUUUUACAGAGAGGUUUCCAAAAUUCAUGACAUCAUCGAAUUCCUGCUGGCCUGGGAGAAGGAUUUCCUGGCAUCGGAUCAGCCGAGUGCUGGGGUCGUCAACACUGUGUUGUCUGUUAAUGCCAUCCUGGAGUCCAUGCUGCAUGGUGCACUAAGGUACAGACAAACACAUGCAGACUUGUAUGCGGGCAACAAUGAGAACAUACCAGAAUACAUUCCCUGGUCGGCCACCAACAGUAUGAGAAAAUGUAUCGUAGAACAGAUUGGCAUCAGCCUCCAGAAAGGUGUGGCCGAGUCUCGUGAGGUAGAUGUCCAGGGCACUCUGUUUCAGAACAUUGUAGGACUUGCAGACAUUGUCAUGGAUGGUUAUGCCAGUCAGUUGAAAUCCUUGCAGUGUCAUCCCGAGCGGACUGAGGACUAUUCAAAACUGGAGCGGGAGUUUGAGAGGGAAAGACAUAAGAUCAUUGCGUCUCUUC